AGUUGCGCAGUGGGUCAGUAUGACUAGAUGAUACCAAUAACUGCCAUUAAUUUGUCUCGAUUAACUGACGUUAGAGAAAAAAGUGGAAACAAAAGCCGGAAAUGAGAGAUGGAAGAAGACCUCUCCGGCGUCGUUCCUUGCUCUUCUCUCGCCGUUGAUUCCAUCAUUCGCGUGGGAACGGCAGGUGCAAUCUGGGGCUUAUGUAUAGGACCUCACGAUGCUCGAAAAAGAGGGUUUACUGGCACCGCUCAUGCUUCCUUUGUGGCGAAAUCAGUGGGAAGAUAUGGAUUUCAAUGUGGACUUGUUGCUGGAGUUUUUACUGUUACUCGCUGUGGAAUUCAAAGAUAUAGGAGAAAAAAUGAUUGGGUAAAUGCUUUACUUGCGGGUGCUGUGGCAGGGGCAGCUGUUGCUGCUGGGACUCGAAAUUGGACACAGGUGGCUGCGAUGGCUGGUCUGGUUUCUGCCUUUAGUGCUGCUGCUGAUUAUUCCAAAACAUUUUAAAGUAUACACAUGCUGAAAAAAAUUGGUAGAUUCUCAAGGUAAUUGUCAGUUCUCUGCAUGACAUAAUAUUGCCAUUAAUCUUCAGUUCAUGAUUUUUUAUGUAGUUGUCAUAAACAAACUCACACAUGCAAUUUGGGUUAUGGAUAGACUAGAAUACAAACUAACUAGGAUUGCCUGGCAUUCUAUUUGCCAGGCUCUGCAGAAAACCAUAAUUCAUUUGAAAUUGGAUUUUCCAGGAUAGAGUUUUGUGGAUCUACAAUGUAUUAAUUUCUCAUAAAUGGUUGAUCACUUGAUCACUCUGGUUUA
Messenger RNA from Mercurialis annua (annual mercury), 807 nucleotides. Its product is annotated as outer envelope pore protein 16-4, chloroplastic. Gene Ontology annotation, cellular component: TIM22 mitochondrial import inner membrane insertion complex. Bases 109 to 501 code for a protein of 130 amino acids. The record is from RefSeq and is a predicted model, not a curated record. The transcript has 6 exons. Gene Ontology annotation, molecular function: transmembrane protein transporter activity. Lineage: Eukaryota; Viridiplantae; Streptophyta; Magnoliopsida; Malpighiales; Euphorbiaceae. Gene Ontology annotation, biological process: protein insertion into mitochondrial inner membrane.